CUUAAUCUAGAAACUUUAAAUCUCUCACACAACAUGCUCUUUGGUUCCAUUCCCUCGUCAUUGGAAGAGAUGUUGAGUUUGACAUCCAUUGACAUCUCAUACAAUGAGUUGGAAGGUCCGAUUCUCAAAACUAAAGCCUUCGAAGAUGCUCCUAGAGAGGCUUUCGCAAACAAUAAAGCAUUGUGUGGCAAUGCUUCCAAAGGUUUGCCCUCUUGCAAUUCUUCAAUGAUAGAAAAGAGGAAUACUGGAAAGAAGCACAAGUUCAUCAUUUAUAUUGUACUUCCUAUUUUGAGUGCAAUGCUUCUACUAUCCAUAGUUAUAGGAAUUGCUUGGGUUUUUCAAAGGAAGGCAAACAAAAAGAUAGAAGUGGGAAAAACAGAAAGAAUUGAUCAAGGAGAUCUAUUCGCAAUAUGUAACUAUGAUGGUAGAAUUGUGCAUGAAAAUAUCAUCGAAGCCACAGAGAACUUUGAUGACAAGCAUUGCAUCGGGAAGGGAGGAUAUGGAAGUGUUUACAAAGCAACUUUAUCAACUGGUCAAGUGGUAGCUGUGAAGAAGCUUCAUCCAUUACAAGAAGAUGCUGACAUGUUCAACGAAAACCAUUUUACAAAUGAGAUUCGUGCAUUAACUGAAAUACGACAUCGUAACAUUGUGAAAUUUUAUGGUUUCUGUUCACAUGCACGACAUUCAUUUUUGGUUUAUGAGUAUUUGGAAAUGGGAAGUUUGGCGAAGAUCCUUGGAGAUUUGGAGAUGGCAACAGAGUUGGAUUGGAUAAAGAGAAUAAAUGUAAUUAAAGGUGUGGCCAAUGCGCUUUCUUACAUGCACCAUGAUUGCUCACCACCAAUAAUUCAUAGAGAUAUAUCAGGUAGCAAUAUUUUGUUGGAUUCAAAGAAUGAGGCUCGUGUGUCAGACUUUGGCAUUGCAAGGCUUCUAAUGCCCGAUUCAACUAAUUGGACUUCUGUUGCAGGCACUUAUGGCUAUUUUGCUCCAGAGUUUGCUUAUACAAUGAGGGUGACAGAAAAGUGUGAUGUGUAUAGCUUUGGUGUGUUAACAAUAGAAACAUUAAUGGGAGGACACCCUGAUGAGCUCCUUUCAUCUUUAUCACAAUCAUCGUUGUCAUCGUUGGCAUCAUCCGCAGUUGUGCAGACCAAUAUACUGAAAGAUGUUUUAGACCAACGACUCUCUCCUCCUACAGUUGAAGUUUAUGGAGCGGUGGUUUCUAUUGUAAAAAUAGCAUUAACAUGCUUGAAUGUUAAUCCCCAAUCUCGGCCAACCAUGAAACAUGUGUCUGAGGAGCUAUCAUCUCACAAGCCAUUUUCUAUUGAGUCAUUUCACAUAGUCACAUUAUGAGAAUUCUUGCAUGGACGAAGAAUACUCAGGUAGAUGCAUGCUCGUCCAUCUUGGUAGAGAAAUCUAAUAUGUGGUUAAUAUAUCAUAUAUAAUACCAAUUAUGUUUCUUUCUUUUUUGUCUCACAAUCUUAGCAUUUUUUU
Molecule: messenger RNA, 1488 nt
Organism: Telopea speciosissima
Lineage: Eukaryota; Viridiplantae; Streptophyta; Magnoliopsida; Proteales; Proteaceae
Product: MDIS1-interacting receptor like kinase 2-like
Exons: 2
Coding region: 34-1347 (437 amino acids)
Biological process (GO): protein phosphorylation
Molecular function (GO): protein kinase activity; ATP binding
Source: RefSeq, a predicted model, not a curated record